ACAAUAAACAGAUACUGUUAAAAAAAAAAGGACAACCACCUAAUAUGUGAAGUACUGCAAUUGUGUUUCAUGGUGCAUAGUCUCAAGUUUGCUUAAGCACCAAGCAUUAAGCUAAUUUAUUUAUUUUAUUUAUUAAUGCUAAUUCAUGUCACAUAAACUAUUAUCAUUAUCCAUUAUUUUAAUGUGAUGUUGUACAAAUUAAAAAAAGAAAAAAGAAAACAGUGGGAUCAGGUGCAAAACACGCACACAUGCAUGCUCAGUGUACCUGUUGAUCUUAGUGUUGGUAAUUGGUGAAGCAUUUCAGAGAAAGGAAGGGUUUUGAGUCGUACCCUUCAUUUGUGGAUCGGUGAAUUGAAGCAUGAAAUCCCCAACCAAUGGCGAUUUCUUCAGAUCAACCCUCACACUCAAGAUCGCCGCUUUCUUCUUCAUCGCCGUCACGUUCUUCUACUUCGGCAAGCAUUGGUCCGAUGGGUACCAGCAACUCGUAUUCUUCACCCAAGGCACCCACCCGGAUCCGGAUCCGAACCCGAGUGUGUCAACGUCCCCGAAUUACAACAAAUUCUUCAAUGUCUCUGCUCUCAUUGACCAGAACCUUCCACAGCCGGCGCCGGAAAAAAUCCUAGCGCCACCGCCGGCGGAAUCGAUCGAGAAACUGGGGAUCGUGAACGAGAAUGGCACGAUGUCCGAUGAGUUCGAGGUGGGUGAUUGGGUGAACGAGACUGAGAUUGAGAAGUUGGGUGCUUCUUCUUCUUUUGAUGACGAUGAUGAUUUCAAAUUCGUGAUCAAGAGGUUUGGGUUGUGCCCGCGCAACAUGAGCGAGUAUAUUCCGUGUUUGGAUAACGAGGACGCGAUUCGGAAGCUGCCUUCCACGGAGAAAGGGGAAAGGUUCGAGCGGCAUUGCCCUGAACAAGGUCGAGGGUUGAAUUGCUUGGUUCCUGCUCCCAAUGGGUACCGUACCCCAAUUCCAUGGCCCAGAAGCCGAGAUGAGGUAUGGUACAAUAAUGUGCCUCAUACACGUCUGGUUGAAGAUAAGGGAGGCCAAAACUGGAUUUCCAGAGACAAAGAUAAGUUUAAAUUUCCAGGAGGUGGUACGCAGUUUAUUCAUGGGGCAAAUGAAUACUUGGACCAUAUUGCUAAGAUGAUUCCCGAAAUUACAUUUGGUCGGCAUAUACGAGUUGUUCUUGAUGUGGGCUGUGGCGUUGCUAGUUUUGGGGCGUACUUACUGUCUCGGAAUGUCAUCACCAUGUCUGUUGCUCCCAAAGACGUUCAUGAGAAUCAGAUUCAGUUUGCUCUUGAGCGUGGGGUACCGGCCAUGGCAGCCGCAUUUGCAACUAGACGUUUGUUAUAUCCAAGUCAAGCUUUUGACUUGAUACAUUGUUCACGGUGUAGAAUUAAUUGGACUCGAGAUGAUGGGAUACUGCUGCUUGAAGUUAAUAGGAUGCUAAGAGCAGGAGGGUACUUUGUCUGGGCUGCACAGCCAGUUUAUAAGCAUGAGGAAGUUUUAGAAGAACAAUGGGAAGAGAUGCUUAAUCUUACCACUCGACUGUGCUGGAAGUUUUUGAAAAAAGAUGGGUACAUUGCAGUAUGGCAGAAACCUUCUGACAAUAGCUGCUAUCAAGACCGGGAAGCUGGAACUAAACCUCCCCUAUGUGACCCAAGUGAUGACCCGGACAAUGUUUGGUAUGUUAAUCUAAAAGCAUGCAUCUCUGAAUUGCCUAAGAAUGGAUAUGGAGCAAAUGUUACUGAAUGGCCUGCACGUUUGCAAACCCCACCUGAUAGGCUUCAAAGCAUAAAACUUGAUGCUUUCAUAUCCCGAAAAGAGCUCUUUAAAGCAGAAUCAAGAUACUGGAAUGAUAUUAUAGCAAGCUAUGUCCGUGCCUUACACUGGAACAAGAUGCGAUUAAGAAAUGCUAUGGACAUGCGAGCAGGAUUUGGAGGAUUUGCGGCAGCUUUGAUUGAUAAGAAUCUUGACAGCUGGGUUAUGAAUGUUGUUCCUGUUAGUGGCCCAAACACCUUGCCUGUUAUAUAUGACCGCGGACUGAUUGGAGUGAUGCAUGACUGGUGUGAGCCAUUUGACACCUACCCAAGAACAUAUGAUUUACUGCAUGCAGCAAACCUGCUUUCUGUUGAGAGGAAAAGAUGCAACGUCUCAUCAAUUAUGCUUGAGAUGGAUCGGAUACUAAGACCUGGUGGACGUGUAUACAUACGUGACUCUCUCGCCAUCAUGGAUGAACUUCAAGAGAUUGCCAAGGCAAUAGGCUGGCAAGUGAUGUUGAGAGACACAGCUGAGGGUCCUCAUGCAAGUUAUAGGAUAUUGGUUUGUGAUAAGCAUCUGCUACGCACUUGAAUCAAUGGAGGUAUACCACAUGAUUUUUAUUAUGACCCUCCAAGUGGGAAGCCAACAGAGCAUGGGAAUUAUGUCAUUUGAGAAGUGCAGGAAGAUGCAAGUGCAAGUACUACUUCCAUACAAAUGUCAAGAGCGGAUCAGCAUUUGUAAAAUUCAAGUGCAUCAUCUAAAUUGUAAAAUUUAAUUUAUUUGUAUAUUCCAAAGUUUUAGUUCUAGUUCUAGUUGAUUCAAAUAUUUUUUAGUACCUAUAAAUAUAAGCAUUUUCAUUGUUGAUCUAUGUAAAUUCUUUGGUCAGUUUGUAUCUCUCAUUUCAUAAAAGUUCCUUUUGCAACCAAACUAGCUCACUUUUAUUACUGAGGGAUACAAAUCAACCAAAAAAUUUAUAGCAAUCAAAAUCAGAAAUACUUAUAUUUAUAUUAGGACUAAAAGGACAAUUAAGUCAUUCUACGUUGAAUAUAUGUUAUAUUGAAUGAGGUACUCCAAAUAUAACAUUUCCUUUUAUUU
Molecule: messenger RNA, 2851 nt
Organism: Abrus precatorius (Indian licorice)
Lineage: Eukaryota; Viridiplantae; Streptophyta; Magnoliopsida; Fabales; Fabaceae
Product: probable methyltransferase PMT11
Exons: 9
Coding region: 359-2347 (662 amino acids)
Cellular component (GO): trans-Golgi network; cytoplasm; endosome
Molecular function (GO): methyltransferase activity
Source: RefSeq, a predicted model, not a curated record